AUUGGUCGGGUUUCCAGGUCGAGAGAAAAUCCAACAUGGAGGCGAAACUCUGGCGUCUGAAAGGAGCCGAGACAAAGGUGGUCUGUUCAGCCCAGGGGAGGCUGGGGGAGGAAGGUUUGAGGAGGAGGAGGGGAAGAAAGGAGGCUUGAAAGGAGAAAAGAGAAGAAGAGGAGGAGGGAGGAAGGAUGGGGGAGCAGCAGGAAAUGUUUGUGGUUUAAAUCCGAACCAGACUCUCUUCUGAAAGCAGUCGGCGAGUCCAGAGAUUCAGCAACAACAUGGUCAGCCGAGUGGAACAUCCUGCUGCAGGUUACCGGAAGAUCUUUGAGACGGUGGAGGAACUAAAUGAGCCGAUUUCUGCAGAAAUAACUGGUGUUUUCCCGUUGUGGCUCAGAGGAAGCGUCCUACGGAUGGGUCCGGGUCUCUUCGAGAUCGGAGACGAACCGUUCCACCAUUUGUUUGACGGACAAGCGCUGAUCCACAAGUUUGACCUGAAGGGCGAUCAGGUGACGUACUUCAGAAAGUUCAUCAGGACGGAUGCAUAUGUUCGGGCCAUGACAGAAAACCGGGUCGUCAUCACAGAGUUCGGCACCACUGCCUAUCCAGACCCCUGCAAAAACAUUUUCUCCAGGUUCUUUACGUACUUCAGAGGCAUUGAAGUGACAGAUAACUGCUUAGUAAACGUUUAUCCGAUCGGUGAGGAUUUUUACGCCGUCACAGAGACAAACUUCAUCACCAAAGUGGAUCCAGAUUCACUGGAGACACUGAAGAAGGUGGAUCUGUGUAAAUAUCUGUCCAUUAACGGAGUUACAGCGCAUCCCCACGUUGACGCAGACGGUUCACUCUACAACAUCGGAAAUUGCUUCGGCAAAAACAUGAGUCUGGCGUACAACAUCGUCAAGAUCCCGCCGGCACAGAAAGAUAAAUCAGAUCCCAUUGAGAAAUCCCAAGUUGUGGUCCAACUACCCAGCAGUGAAAGAUUAAAGCCUUCCUACAUCCACAGUUUUGGUAUGACUGAGAACUACUUUGUGUUUGUGGAGCAGCCGGUGAAGAUCAACUUGCUCAAGUUUCUGUCGUCUUGGAGCGUCAGAGGAGCAACGUACAUGGACUGCUUUGAAUCCAACGAAAACAUGGGGACAUGGUUCCACUUGGCCACUAAGGAUCCUGCAGGUUACAUGACAAACCACAAAUUCAGAACCUCGGCUUUCAACCUGUUUCACCACAUCAACGCCUACGAAGACCAGGGAUUCAUUGUGGUCGACCUCUGCACAUGGAAAGGGCAUGAUUUUGUGUACAACUACCUGUACCUGGCCAACCUAAGGCAGGAGUGGGAGGAGGUGAAGAAAGCGGCGAUGCGUGCGCCUCAGCCGGAGGUCAGACGAUACGUUCUGCCGUUGGAUAUUCACAGGGAAGAACAAGGCCGAAACCUCGUGUCUCUGUCCUACACGACAGCAACCGCCGUCCUGCACAGCGACGGAUCCAUCUGGCUGGAGCCUGAAGUUCUGUUCUCUGGACCAAGACAGGCCUUUGAGUUUCCACAGAUUAACUACUCCAAGUGCUGUGGAAAGAAAUACUCAUUCGCAUACGGCCUCGGACUCAACCACUUCAUCCCUGACAGGAUUGUCAAGCUGAAUGUCCAGACCAAAGAGACGUGGGUGUGGCAGGAGGAGGACUGUUACCCAUCAGAGCCGCUAUUUGUUUCCUCACCUGGAGCCACAAAGGAAGACGAAGGCGUGUUGCUGAGUGUUGUGGUGAAGCCGGGCGCAGAGAGACCAGGUUUCCUGCUGGUUCUGGACGCCGUGACGCUAACGGAGCUAGCUAGGGCCGAAGUCACCACCGUCAUCCCGGUCACUUUACACGGGAUGUAUAAACCUCCUCCUUCACCCUAAACUCACCAGUUAAUCCCCGUUUCAUCCUUAUUGAUGACAGUGAUACAUUCAGAACAGUUUUUAAAUCAAAUACCACUCUGCUUACUGCUAAGGUUUCAGUAAUGACAUGGAUUUAAAGCUACUGAGCAGCAGGACGUAAACGUUAUAAAUUUUUUGUUUCAUGUAAUUAAAAUCAAAGGAAAACUAUUGGCUUUGGAAAUAAAAAGGCACAAUUAGAAGCUUGUUGUUUUUUGUUCUUUAGUUCACUUUUAGCUGUGUUGUCAAUGGUAGGCACAUUUCCGCUAAUCUGCUAACAGCAGAGCUAAUUUUUCUUUUUUAUUUAAAGAUUUACAAACAAGGCAGUAAUACAAAUACACACAUAAAUAAGUAUUAGGAAACAAAUGAGAAAUUAACAGCAUAAACGCAGAAUGGAAAGUAAAAAAAUUUAUAAAAACAUUGAAAAUCGGAUAAUUUCAGGUUCCUAACAUGCUAAAUUAUGUUCUACAAUGAUCUGAAUUCUUAGCAUUAGGGCUCACCAUUACUUUAAUGAAUUUUACAUAACAUAAAAACUCAUUGAGAAAAACACAAAACUUGGGAGACAUUUUCUUACAUUUGGAUUUGUGUAUAUGAUUUUUCAAAAAUUAUGUUAGUUUUUCAGUUAGCAUUUUUGCUAACUUUGAAAACAUUUAGCACUUUUAUCUUUCCCUAAAUGAUUUUUUUCCAGAUAAAUUCUAGAACACUAAUGUACUUGACUGUUUUAUGACCCUUCAGUUAAAUGAAAUUUUACAUCUGUGUUCAAGAUUUGGUUAUCAAUUAAUACUGGAGGCAGCAUGAUUACAUAAUCAUGCUGCCUCAGUCAGACUCACCACUUUCUCAUGGUCCUGUUGCUCCUGUGCUUUUAUUUCCUGUCUUUUCAAUCAGACCUUGAAGUUAUUUUAGUUUAUGUUACUGAAUCCACAUCUGCUUUAUUCUUCGCGCCUCCUCAUGUAUUGGAGUUUACUUUUCCUUCAUUGUUUGAGGUUAAAAAAAGCAUGUUGGUAUCAUAUUUCAGAGCAAUUUUAAACACUUAACAUUCCAGUUUAAUACAUUUAUAUAAUGGAUACAAAUUGUUGAUGUGUCUCGACUGUAUAUGUCAAAUAAACAGUCUGUUUAAAACUGAAAAGUGUGGUUUUCUUUGAGAAAUUUCUCAGAUUAAUUUCAGAAAAUUUUCUCAUAAAUUUUGGACUUUUGAAACUCAGAACGUUUGUAACUUUUUUCUAGAAGAUUUCUGAGAUUAUUCUCAAACUUAUGACUUUUGGAGCUCCAAAAUUUUUCCAAAAUGUUUUUUGGCUGAAAUUUACUCCUUGAUUCUGUUUUUCCUAAUAUGCCAUUGUAGUGAUGUGAUAAAUGUUGCAGAGCCGUGUAAUAACUAUAGACAAUCACCAGGUGAGCAGCCAGUCAUUUUAUGUUAUACAAACAAGAAUAAAUAAAUUUUUUAGACAUUUCUAAUUACAGAAAGAUUAAACAGAUAUGGGUUAAAAGCUUGUAGGGUUUUUAGACAGUAUUUCAAAAUACAGUUUAGAGGGAUAAAACUGUUAAGGCCUUUUGGAUUUGUAAAGAUCAAGAUGAAUCUAUAGGCUCCAAACUGCAGAUCCACAUUAGAGCAGAUUUAUUUUAUGCUGCACACAGAAGAAAAAAGGAAUUUUAAAAAUGUAAAAAUGACAUUCAGCAUCCCUGACGUUUUUUCUGCAGAAUCUGCUGAAGUGAAAUAAUGUCUGCUGCAUUAAAGUGUGAGUCAUGAUGACUCUUAAAAACAGGAUCCAGAUCUCAGAAAACCAGGAGUGUUAGGCUUCUACAUCCGGAGCAGCACAGACUGUUUUUUCUCUGUGGACAGCUGGUGGCGCUGUUGUUUGAUAAUAUCCAGAGCGUCUCUGAGAACCUGUGAAGGAAAAGAAAAUCAGACUUCUCCAGCUUCCUCCUGGAUUAACUUAUGUGAAAAUAAUUCUGUAUUUUUACCUUCCUGGUUUCCUGAGGCAGAAUGACUCCGUCGUCCCACAUCCUGCCAGAGGAAAAGAACGCCGAACUUUCCUCCUCCAGCUUCUCGUUCAGCUUCUUCUCCUCUUCCUGUUUGGUGUCGGCAGGUAGCAACGAGUCGGCGUGACCCGGCGCCGCCAGCGACACUCUGGCGUUGGGCCACAGGAACAGGAAGUUGGGAUCAAACGCCCGCCCACACUGAGGAAAAGAAGAC
Messenger RNA from Gambusia affinis (western mosquitofish), 4092 nucleotides. Its product is annotated as retinal Mueller cells isomerohydrolase-like. Gene Ontology annotation, biological process: retinal metabolic process; zeaxanthin biosynthetic process. The record is from RefSeq and is a predicted model, not a curated record. Lineage: Eukaryota; Metazoa; Chordata; Actinopteri; Cyprinodontiformes; Poeciliidae. The transcript is spliced from 14 exons. Gene Ontology annotation, molecular function: retinol isomerase activity; all-trans-retinyl-ester hydrolase, 11-cis retinol forming activity; beta-carotene 15,15'-dioxygenase activity. The coding region runs from base 276 to 1886 and encodes 536 amino acids.